AUGACUGCUCACCAGUCGAUUGCAUUUCAGAGAAUCAAGCCGCUGUGUGUUGACUUAUCGAGACAAGCCUUUUUACCCAAGGCAACUUUCAAUCCAAAUUCAGAUCAACUGUUGCAUGCUUUGAGAUCACUCGAGCAGGAGCUGUGUUGCUUAGAUAGGGAAGACCAGAAAUUCUCGCCCAAGUUCGCGGACUACGUAUUUGUUCCAAUAGCCAGCUUGCUGCAACAAGACUCUUUAGGGACCAGCCAGACGGAAUCAAUUCUUCUUAUCAUCAGUCACUUAUUGUCAUCAUGUUGGUCGCCCGUCGGCUCGUUUCCACAAGCCUUGGCCCAACAGCUGUUCCCACUUCUAACAUAUUUAAUAAGCAAUGAUAAAGAUAAUGCCAACCUCUUAAAAAAGCCUGCACAUUUUCAGCUGGCAGGGUGCCUUGUGCUGAAAGCACUCUUUGACGCAUUGGCGGCUCAGAAAACUCACAAAGUAUAUGACUAUUUCUUUGAUGGUAAAACUUUGCCAAGCUUGGGACACUCAGUGACAAUACUGUUAGACAUUCUACAAGGAAAUGAAAAUGAGGUUGAGUUACAACUAGCCGCCAUCGAUGCUCUGAGAGCCUUAUACCUAGAUCUGCUGGGCGAUGGAGAGAUCAUCUCCUAUAUACUCCCUGGUAACGUUUCUGCGUUUUCAAAACUACUUAUGAAGCCUGGAUUGAGUGUUAAAUCAGAUGUUGUUUGCUCUGUAAUACAAUUAUUUGGAUCAAUACUCAGUCUUGUAUAUCGUGAUUCUGAUCUGCGGAUCACUAGACGUCUUCUCACAGAUCUUCAUCAAGUGCUAGAAAGCUGUGGCUCUACAACGACAAAGGCCUACAUCGACGAGACGGCAUCUCAGAACAAAAAAAUACAUAGGGACAACAAGUGGCUAAAAGCCACUACAAGCCAGGUCAAGAUUGCACUAGAAUCCAUUUUGCCAAAACUCAUAAAGAGGGACAAUGCUAAUAUAAAUUCGGCAAUAGGAUCGUUUUUAGAAACAGUCAUGACCACAUCUAAUUUAUCUUUGAUCAACUGUGUCGAGCUGUUUGUAUCGACAACGUUAAACAUUCGUUCGGCUGGGCCAAAGUUCUUUGAGUCGCCUGAUAACUCAAGGGUAUUGAAACAUUUGCUGGAUAACCAGAUUUUGAACUUUUCAAAAACUAUUCAAUUUGAAAACAGUAAAGACUUAGAAACGUUUGGUUAUGCUUUGCGAUCGCUGAAACUCCAUGGAGAAAUCAAUUUUGAAAUGAUGAGUCGAGCAGUGACCGUGCUGUUGAGAUCUCUCAGUGAAUUUUUGGAACAAAAGAAUGUACGUUUCAAUAAAGCUAAAAUUGUGGAACAAAGCAAUUUAGUCAUAAUCGGCGAAGAUUUUUUUGCGCGUGCUGAUUCUGCGCUCCCACUGUUACCAAAACUGUCAAUUUCCUUCGAAAAGGCGCUCUCAAAUUUGCUGCUUACUAUUGGGUUUUAUGGCGGAAAAUCAUAUACCGAUCAAAUUGUAGUGACGCUACUAUCUGAGAAUUAUUCAGAGAGCCUUUACGGUAAGUCCAUAGCAGCUUGGGUGUCCAGUGUGCUGAUAAAGGGAUCAAUAGAGCAUACAGAUGAAGAAAAUGAUCUAGCGGAUAGGUUUCUAGUUUUAGAAGAUCCUUACAUGGUGGCAGGGGAGCCUUCUGAAGCUUACUAUAUGGUAUUGGAAAGCUGCUUAGAAACCUUGAACAAUUCGGUCCAGAACGGUAAAACCCUCAGUCAUAGCUCCGAAUUUCAUGUGAUCGUUGGACUUCACUCUAUAAAAUUAAUGAGCGACUCCAUGGGCGAAGCAUUUCAAGGAGAAUUGAUUGAUGUCAUAUUUCCUGUAAUGGACUGUUUAGCUUCUUCUUCUCCCGCGAUACGAAACUUUGCGCAAGCCACGACUUUAGCAAUUGCUCGAAAUCACUAUGCAGGUUCUGUGCAUGAUUUGAUAUCCGACAAUAUGGACUACUUAGUAGAUUCUAUUUCCAUCAGAUUGAAAAAUUGCAUGACGGAAAGGAUCGCUACGUUGCUUACAGUAAUUUGCCGCAUUGGCGGUUACGAAAUCAUUAGAAGUUUUAAAGAUGUCCUAGAAAUGAUCUUUAGGAUUUUGGACUAUUAUCACGGUUAUGACGAUCUUUGCGCUGAUUUUUUUCAACUGUUUGAUAUUGUGGUUACAGAGAUGAACAAGGAGUUUUUACAUGGCACAUGUGAAGUGCCCAUGCUAGGAAACGAAUUUACGGUUUCCGGCAGCUUCAGGCCGUGGGGCAUGCAAAACAUGCUUCAAGUUGUGCAGGCACUCGAUAAGACGAAAGAAGUUAACACAACAGAGGACGUUAGCGAUGUGAGUGUUGAUGAACUGGAGCCUGGUAAUUUCGAAGAAUUUUUGAAUCGGAAGCUAGAAGAAGUGGAUAGCGACGACGAGGACGAAGAAUGCGACCCCGAAAGACAAGAGAAAAAAGAUAACAAAGAGGACAAGUCUUCGGAUGCUAAGGAAAAGUGGGGUUCGCCAAUUCCUCGCGAUUCUUACCGUUUACUUCUGCAGAUUGUGGGAUAUGGCGAUCGCCUUUUAACUCAUCCUUCACGUCCGCUCAAAGUCCAAAUCUUGCGCCUGAUGUGCAAAAUAUAUCCGAUGCUUGCGACCGAAUACGAUAUGCUUCUUCCACAAGUAGCAAAGUCGUGGGAUCUAGUGGUUCAAAUUUCGUUGGAUGCCGAUUUUGCUGUUGCUAAACCGGCAUUCGAGUGCUUGCGAGAAAUGAUCAAGUGGUCGGGUGAUUUUAUUACAAAGCGAUUCAUCGACUUAUGGGACACUUACAAAACCGAGUCCGCUGUGUUGCGAAGCGUUGCUCCUAUAGGAAUGGGUACAACGCCAGACUCUCGUAGAUGGCUCUCCACAGCAAAACAUUUCCCUUCAAUUACACGCGAAGCGCUAAGCUCUCUAUCUGAAAUGGUACUAGAAGGAAUCUCUAAAACAGAACUUUUCAUUCCAGAGGUUCAACUACAGGAAAUGGUCUAUUGCUGCAUUCUUUCUUCGCCGAUGGAAAACAUCAGUUCCCGUUCCUUGAUCCUUGGUGAUAUAGUGUCACUUUUAUCAAAUCAGGAUAGUUUUGACUAA
Messenger RNA from Lachancea nothofagi CBS 11611, 3141 nucleotides. The record is from the annotation of a GenBank genome assembly. NCBI's taxonomy places the organism in Eukaryota, Fungi, Ascomycota, Saccharomycetes, Saccharomycetales, Saccharomycetaceae.